This is a messenger RNA of Mangifera indica (mango), 1205 nucleotides long. Its product is annotated as L-tryptophan--pyruvate aminotransferase 1. The record is from RefSeq and is a predicted model, not a curated record. Gene Ontology annotation, biological process: amino acid metabolic process. The coding region runs from base 1 to 1155 and encodes 384 amino acids. Gene Ontology annotation, molecular function: carbon-sulfur lyase activity; transaminase activity. The transcript is spliced from 5 exons. Lineage: Eukaryota; Viridiplantae; Streptophyta; Magnoliopsida; Sapindales; Anacardiaceae.
AUGGUUGGUUUCGAUAUGGCAUCUAAUGCUACCAAAGCGUCCUUGCCAUCGGCUAAAAACUCAGCAAAUUCCAUCCUCAAUCUUGUACAGGGUGAUCCUACUGUGUUUGAGCCCUACUGGAGGGACCAAGGAGACAAGUGUACGUUGGUGAUCUCUGGCGACGAUUUGAUGAGCUAUUAUAGCGAUUACGGAAACAUAUGCUGGUUUCUGCAACCGCAACUGGCUGAGGCAAUCAGAAACAUUCAUCGUGACGUAGGCAAUGCAGUAGUAAACGGCCGGCAUAUCGUCAUCGGGACGGGCUCAACACAGCUGUUUCAGGCGGCGCUCUAUGCUCUCUCUUCUCCGGCUGGGCCUGAACCCGUCACUGUGGUGUCUUCCGCACCUUACUACUCGCGAUAUCCGGAGGAGAUUGAGUUCCUGAGCUCAAGGCUAUAUAAAUGGGGCGGCGAUGCAAACACAUUCGACAAGGAUGGGCCUUACAUUGAGGUGGUCAAUUCACCAAACAAUCCUGACGGUGGUAGUAGACACGCCGUGGUGAACCGAAGAGGAGGGAGGCUUAUUCAUGACUUUGCUUAUUAUUGGCCUCACUACGCGCCCAUUACUGCUGCUGCUGAUCAUGAUAUAAUGCUUUUUACGUUAUCGAAAUGCACUGGUCACGCUGGUUCUCGCAUUGGGUGGGCGAUUGUCAAGGAUAUAGAAGUUGCAAAAAAGAUGAUUAAAUUCGUAGAGUUUAACUCUUUAGGUGUAUGUAAAGAUUCCCAGCUUCGAACUGCUAAGAUUCUUGAAACAAUUAGCAAUGAGUUCUCGAAUUUGGGGUCUACGAAAACAGGUAACUUCUUUGAAUAUGGCCAACGCCUCAUGGCCGAACGAUGGAGAAAGCUGCGAGAAGUGAUUAAACGCAGUAAAGUUUUCAGCCUGCCUAAGUACCCAAAAGAGUACUGCAAUUUCUUUGGAGAAUUCAUGGAAUCACAUCCUGCCUUUGCAUGGUUGCAAAGCAAUGGAUCAAUGGAUGCUGAGAUACUCUUAAGAACACAUAAGAUGAUGGUGAAAGGCGGCAAGUGUUUUGGAGUUGAUCCAAAGUAUGCAAGGGUUAGCGUGGUGGGUCGAGAGGAGGAUUUUAACCUUUUCUUGGAAAGGUUAUCGGCUAUCAUAUGAGUUGAGACGGAAUAAUUUUGUAAUGAGUAGAGCUUCUCUUCUGUAAUAAG